Molecule: messenger RNA, 1201 nt
Organism: Gadus morhua (Atlantic cod)
Lineage: Eukaryota; Metazoa; Chordata; Actinopteri; Gadiformes; Gadidae
Gene: zar1l
Product: zygote arrest 1-like
Exons: 4
Coding region: 16-906 (296 amino acids)
Biological process (GO): translation
Cellular component (GO): cytoplasm
Source: RefSeq, a predicted model, not a curated record
CUUCAUGGGGUUAUAAUGGAGGGGUAUGGGCCCCAGGUUAUGGGCAAGAUCUUCUUUGGCAACCACCCUGGCGCUGUGCCGUUCAUCCACGGUGGAUGGGGAAAGAGAGACGGCCGGUUUCUGACCCCCAGCGGCCUCAGUUACCUGGAACUCUGCAAAGUGAUCCUAUCAGAAGUGCAUCCGUACGUCGGCCCUGGGUUUAAGAAGACCGACACUAAAGAAUGCGGCGUUCAAGUGAAUUUCAAAGUAGAGAAGAUAACCCAGUGUUCGCUAGGCCCCAAAACGCUGUAUUCCCAGGAGAGGGGCGCCAGCUCUCCUAGGAGUCCAGACUGCCCCACACCGGGGGGCAAAGCGCCGUUCAACACGCCAGUCAACAACGUGCGCUUCUCCCGACCCCUCUCCAUCUACUCACCGGUGUUUGACCGCAGAAACUUCCGGAAGUCGGUGAGCUGCAGCGAAGACGGUGGGUAUGAAGCGCGGGACGGAUCCGUGGAACUAGUGGAUGGCGAGAAGAAGGUCCUUGGAACCGAGAAGGACCCUUCCGUAAACGUGGGUAACCCCCCGCAUCAGGCGUUUAAGGGGUCGAACUUUCAGUUCCUGGAGCAGAGAUUUGGCCAUUUCCACUGCAGAAAGUGUAACAUCCGGUGGGAGAGUGCUUAUGUCUGGUGCAUCUCUGGAACAAGUAAGGUGUAUUACAAGCAGCUCUGCCGGAAGUGUCGGUUGGGAAUAAAUCCCUACAAAGUGGAAUCCAUUAUCUGGCAGGGCUGCCUGCUUACGUCGUGGGGCGGCGACAUGAAGCCCAGGCGCGUCAACAUGGCCCGCCCCCACCGGCAGGAUCUGUGUGGCCGCUGCAAGGGAGCGCGGCUGUCCUGCGACGCAACCUACAGCUUCAAGUACAUCGUCUGAGCGGCGGUCAGCGACGCCACCUGCAGCUUCAAGUACAUGGUCUGAGCCUGGGGCCGUUAACAACCAGACUGGCGUCGUUACAACUGGACCUUUUUUGUCUCCACCCUCCUCCUGCCUAGCCAUUGGUGUAUUUUAAAACCAUUCCCAGUGAGGCCAAGCACGGACUUGAUGACUGAAUUUCUUCAGUGGAUCGCCAAAGGGUUGGCAUUUGGAUGGACGUUCAUGAGCACUUGGCUCAUCUUCCGACUGGUUUUUGUAGAAAAAUUUAAAAAUAAUAAAAAGUAUUGCAGCAAAA